Messenger RNA from Amborella trichopoda, 801 nucleotides. The record is from RefSeq and is a predicted model, not a curated record. Lineage: Eukaryota; Viridiplantae; Streptophyta; Magnoliopsida; Amborellales; Amborellaceae.
AUGGCAUUUACUAACGAAGAUGAAGCUUAUGAUUAUUAUAAUAAAUACGUAAAAUUGGUAGAGUUUGGUAUAAGAAAGGAAAGGACCAUAUGGAAACAUGGUGGAAGAAUUAGUCGGAUUUUAGAAUACUGUAGGCAAGGUUUUCGUAGUGAGAUGUAUGAUGGUAGUGAAAAUGCUCGCCCCCACACAAAAUAUGGAUGUCAAGCAAAGAUCUGCAUUAAGAAGAAUGAAAAUAAUAGAUGGGUUAUUGCGAAGGUUGUAAAAGAGCAUAAUCACAUUCUCACAACACCCAAUAUUACUAGAUUCAUUCGCUCUCACCGAAAGAUACCAAACACAGUGAAAAGGGUGAUUGACACAAUGGAGUCUUCUAUGGCUAAGUCUAGGGUUAUGAUGAAUUACCUUGUUGAAGAGGUUGGUAGGGCAGAAAAUGUCACUUUAAUUGCGAAAGACCUUGAGAAUCACAUAACUAGAAAAAAAAAACAACUGAAAGGGAAAGAGGGUAAUGUUGUUAUGAAUUGGUUGCAUACGAAGAAUGAAUUGGACCCUAAUUUCUUUUAUAGAGUUCGACUUGAUGAGAUGGGGAGGUCGUUUGGUGUUUUAUCGGUUGAUUCAAAGUGUAGAUCGUCAUACCAAUUUUUUAAUGACGUGGUAACCUUUGACACCAUAUACCAAACAAAUGAAUACAGUAUGGCCUUUGGCCCAAUCCUUGGAGUUAAUCAUCACGCUAACACAAUUUUCCUCGUAUGUGAUCUCAUAUUCAAUGAGACUACAGAAACCUUCAUUUGGUUAUUUGAAAACUGA